Messenger RNA from Mirounga angustirostris (Northern elephant seal), 1071 nucleotides. It is a transcript of the gene UCN2, whose product is annotated as urocortin 2. The coding region runs from base 483 to 821 and encodes 112 amino acids. NCBI's taxonomy places the organism in Eukaryota, Metazoa, Chordata, Mammalia, Carnivora, Phocidae. The transcript has a single exon. The record is from RefSeq and is a predicted model, not a curated record. Gene Ontology annotation, biological process: adenylate cyclase-activating G protein-coupled receptor signaling pathway; hormone-mediated signaling pathway; digestion. Gene Ontology annotation, molecular function: corticotropin-releasing hormone receptor 2 binding; hormone activity. Gene Ontology annotation, cellular component: extracellular region.
CUGGGAUCAUGACCUGAGCCGAAGGCAGACACUUAACUGACUGAGCCACCCAGGCGCCCCUUUGCAUCCCUAUCUUUAUCAUGUUGUCUGUGUCUGGGGUGGUUCCAGCCUCUUUUUCUUCCAGGCUCCCUCUCUUUUGGUUUGCCUCCUCUCUCUCCUCUUUCUCCCUCUUCUCCUUCCCCUCCCCAAGUGUAUCUCUAUCUCUACAUCUAGAUCUAGCUGUGCUCUCUUUAUCUCCCUGGCCCCUGAUCUGUCUAGCUCUGUCUUGAUUUUCUCAGUCUCACUCUGGCUGUCUUGUCCUUUCAUCUCUGUCUCUUCUAUCUCUCUCCAUCCCUUGCCUGGCCUCUCUAAUCUCUCUCUGUCUCUUUCCCUCAGUCUCCCUGUCUGUCUGUCUGCUUUCCCCAUCUGUCUCUGUCCAUGCACCAUGGCUGCCCAGAGCCCCUGCCCUGAGCCUCUUUUCUCCUUGCAGCCUGACCACCACGAUGACCAGGUGGGCUCUGCUGGUGCUAAUGGUCCUGACAUUGGGCAGGGCCCUGCUUGUCCCUGCGACCCCUCUCCCAGUUUCCCAGCUCCUCCCUCAGAACCCUCCCCAGGCCACUCCCCGCUCCGUGGCCUCGGACAGCACCUCAGCCAGCACCACAGGCCCGUCCACUGCUUGGGGCCACCCCAGCCCCGGCCCCCGCCCGGGCCCCUGCAUCAUCCUCUCGCUGGAUGUCCCCAUUGGCCUCCUGCGGAUCUUACUGGAGCAAGCCCGGGCCAGAGCUGCGAGGGAGCAGGCCGCCACCAACGCUCGCAUCCUGGCGCACGUUGGCCGCCGCUGAGCCGGAGGGUGGGGGUCACAAUGAUGGGACCACCCCGGAUCAGGAGACCUGGAAGGCGGUGGCAGAGCAGGACGGGCUACAUCUGGGCAUGGUGCGCCUGGCCACCACCCUGUGGGGUCACUGCCAGAUGGUGUCAUAUCACAGCUGAGUGCCUCUCAGAGCCACGGUGUGUCUGGAUAGCCUGGACGUUGCCAGACUGGGGGGCUGCCAAACGGAGUCUUGCCACGCCUGGAGCCCCGCAGACUUCCAA